AGAUUCAACACUGCGAAGCUGAAGAAGAAAUUUUAUAAUUUUUUUUUUGCGAAAAUAAAUUUUACCAGUUUUGUUUUAUUAAAAAUUUACACAAAAUAAUUAAACGUAAUGGCUGAUAGUGAUUUGGAUGCAAUUCGUGCCCAACGUAUGGCUCAAAUGCAGUCACAAUUUGGUGGCGGCGGUGGUGGCAAUGCAGCUGAAAAACAAAAAGCUCAGGAGGAACAAAUGCGCCAGCAAGAAGAAAUGAAACACUCCAUAUUAUCUCAGGUGUUGGACCAACAAGCUAGAGCUAGAUUAAAUACUUUAAAACUUAGCAAACCCGAAAAGGCAGCAAUGUUUGAAAAUAUGGUCAUAAGAAUGGCACAAUCCGGACAACUACGUGGUAAACUCGAUGAUGCCCAAUUUGUGAAUAUCUUGGAGAGUAUUAAUGCUCAAAUGCCACAAAGUAAAAGUACUGUUAAAUAUGAUAGACGUCGUGCUGCCAUCGACUCUGACGAUGAUGAUGACUAUGGCUGCUGAUAAAUUUGUAAUUUUACUUGUAAACUCACUCAUAAACAAGGAAAAUGAUUUUUAACUUCCUUCA
Molecule: messenger RNA, 583 nt
Organism: Lucilia cuprina (Australian sheep blowfly)
Lineage: Eukaryota; Metazoa; Arthropoda; Insecta; Diptera; Calliphoridae
Gene: PDCD-5
Product: programmed cell death protein 5
Exons: 3
Coding region: 109-519 (136 amino acids)
Cellular component (GO): cytosol; nucleus
Molecular function (GO): DNA binding
Source: RefSeq, a predicted model, not a curated record